GCCGGAUCGCCCAGGGCGGGCAGGGUGCCUGGGGCCGAAGGGCAGAGGAUGGGACGGCGGUGAGGGGCCCUCCCCGAGGGUUGGAUGUAGCGUCCGGAGGGGCAGAGCACUCGGAGGAGGAGCGAGAGAGAACGGAGCGGGGAGCCGAACCGCCUCCACGUCUAGGGGUCUGCAGGCAAGGACUUCACCAUUGUUACUGUUUACAAGGAGCUGCGGAGAAGCCCGCGCCUCUUCGGGACCGAAUCUCGGCGCGGCGACGCGGUCCUCCCCGCAAUGGGAAAUCCAAAAAACAUAGAAGAUGCUUAUGUUGCUGUUAUUCGUCCAAAGAAUACUGCCAGUCUCAAUUCUCGGGAAUACAGAGCUAAGUCAUAUGAAAUUUUGCUGCAUGAAGUUCCCAUUGAAGGACAAAAAAAGAAGAGGAAGAAAGUUUUGUUGGAAACUAAGCUUCAGUGCAAUAGUGAAAUAACACAAGGCAUAUUGGAUUAUGUGGUAGAAACGACCAAGCCAAUUUCUCCUGCAAACCAGGGUAUCAGAGGCAAACGAGUUGUGCUGAUGAAGACAUUUCCUCUGGAUGGAGAAAAGCUGGGCAGGGAAGCAGCACUGUUUAUUGUCCCAUCCGUUGUCAAAGAUAAUACUAAAUAUACAUAUACACCAGGAUGCCCAAUUUUUUAUUGCUUGCAAGAUAUUAUGCGAGUCUGCAGUGAAUCCAGUACUCAUUUUGCUACUCUUACAGCAAGAAUGUUAAUAGCUUUGGAUAAGUGGUUGGAUGAGCGGCAUGCACAGUCUCACUUUAUUCCAGCUUUAUUCCGACCCUCCCCUCUUGAACGAAUAAAAACUAACGUUAUAAACCCUGCUUAUGCUACCGAAGCAGGUCAGACAGAAAACUCACUGCAUAUGGGCUACAGUGCACUAGAAAUCAAGAGUAAAAUGUUAGCCCUGGAGAAAGCAGAUACUUGUAUUUACAACCCUUUGUUUGGAUCAGAUCUUCAGUAUACAAACCGGGUAGAUAAAGUGGUAAUAAACCCAUACUUUGGUCUGGGAGCUCCUGAUUACUCAAAAAUCCAGAUCCCCAAGCAGGAGAAAUGGCAGAGAAGCAUGAGCAGUGUCACGGAAGACAAAGAACGCCAGUGGGUCGAUGAUUUCCCUCUCCAUAGAAGUGCCUGUGAAGGAGAUUCAGAAUUACUAAGCCGACUUCUCAAUGAAAGAUUUUCUGUAAACCAAUUAGACAGUGACCACUGGGCUCCCAUUCAUUAUGCAUGCUGGUAUGGAAAAGUUGAGGCCACUCGUAUAUUAUUAGAUAAAGGAAAGUGCAACCCAAACCUGUUAAAUGGCCAGCUCAGUUCUCCUCUUCAUUUUGCUGCUGGAGGAGGACAUGCUGAAAUAGUCCAGAUUCUCCUGAACCACCCAGAAAUUGACAGACACAUAACAGACCAACAGGGAAGAUCUCCAUUAAAUAUUUGUGAAGAAAACAAACAAAAUAAUUGGGAAGAAGCAGCAAAAUUGUUGAAGGAAGCUAUUAACAAACCAUAUGAAAAAGUAAGAAUCUACAGAAUGGAUGGAUCAUACCGUUCUGUUGAACUGAAACAUGGCAAUAACACCACAGUGCAGCAGAUAAUGGAAGGAAUGCGUCUCUCCCAGGAAACCCAGCAGUAUUUCACGAUUUGGAUCUGCUCAGAAAACCUCAGCCUUCAGCUCAAGCCUUAUCAUAAGCCCUUACAACAUGUUCGUGACUGGCCGGAAAUACUCGCUGAGUUGACGAAUCUGGAUCCGCAUCGGGAAACACCCCAGCUUUUCCUAAGAAGAGAUGUGAGGCUUCCUUUGGAAGUUGAAAAAAAGAUUGAAGACCCACUAGCUAUUCUGAUUCUCUUUGAUGAAGCCAGAUAUAAUUUACUGAAGGGCUUUUAUACAGCUCCUGAUGCUAAACUAAUAAUACUGGCAAGUCUGCUGCUGCAGAUAGUUUAUGGAAGUUACGAGAGUAAGAAACAUAAGCAAGGUUUCCUGAAUGAAGAAAAUCUGAAAUCCAUUGUACCUAUUACCAAACUGAAAAGUAAGGCACCUCAUUGGACAAACCGAAUACUUCAUGAAUACAAGAAUCUUAGUACAAGCGAGGGUGUCAGUAAAGAAAUGCAUCACCUGCAGCGCAUGUUUUUACAGAAUUGUUGGGAAAUCCCAAGCUAUGGGGCGGCUUUUUUCACAGGACAGAUCUUUACGAAGGCAAGCCCCAGCAAUCACAAGGUCAUCCCUGUGUACGUAGGAGUGAACAUAAAGGGACUUCAUCUCCUCAACAUGGAGACCAAGGCUUUGCUCAUCAGUCUUAAGUAUGGCUGUUUUAUGUGGCAACUGGGAGAUGCUGACGCUUGUUUCCAAAUCCAUAGUAUGGAGAAUAAAAUGAGCUUUAUAGUGCAUACAAAACAGGCUGGUCUUGUGGUAAAACUGUUAAUGAAGCUCAAUGGGCAGUUAAUACCUACUGAAAGAAACUCAUGACAAGAAAGCAGCUGGUAGCUGAGUCACCACAUUUUGUAAUACAGACUUUUUCCAUGAAAGAUGUCUUCAAAUAUUACUUUUGACAAGGUAUUUAGUUUAUUGUAAUAUAUAUGUGUGUGUAUAUUAUUCUACUACAUUGUACAGAAUCUGUACUUAUGUUUGGUGUGUAAUAUACCAUUUAGUUUUAUAUAAUAGCCUCAUAAGCUGUUCUAAUUUUUGAGAGAAUCAAGUAAAAAUUGUAGAUUGAUAGUCUGUAUAAUAUUAGAUGAAAUAGGAAGGUGUAUAAAAGUUAUUUUUGGUAAAAUGGUAAAGAAUUUGGAGUGGAAUGUAAUGAAAUUAUGAAUUAUUUCAAAAUAUAAUGGAAGUCAACAUGAUUUGAAUAAAGAAAACAUUUUUUACUUGGAUCAUAUAAUACUAUUAUUUAAUUUUCUGAAACCUAGUCAUAUUCCUUAAUGUGUUUUUAUAUGUGUUCCUCAAUGUGUUUUAAAACUCUUAAAAUGUAUAUCUAAUAAGGUAGUGUUUCUCAGAGUAUAAUUCUUAAACUCCUUGAAUCUUACUUUUUCCUGUUAAAACAAUUUUAGACCCAGUAAGGAAUUCAGAUUAUUAAACCUGUGACUUUCACAAAACUGACGAGCAC
This is a messenger RNA of Ochotona curzoniae (black-lipped pika), 3121 nucleotides long. It is a transcript of the gene KRIT1, whose product is annotated as KRIT1 ankyrin repeat containing. Bases 274 to 2484 code for a protein of 736 amino acids. The record is from RefSeq and is a predicted model, not a curated record. NCBI's taxonomy places the organism in Eukaryota, Metazoa, Chordata, Mammalia, Lagomorpha, Ochotonidae. The transcript is spliced from 17 exons. Gene Ontology annotation, biological process: negative regulation of angiogenesis; regulation of establishment of cell polarity; cell redox homeostasis. Gene Ontology annotation, cellular component: cytoskeleton; plasma membrane. Gene Ontology annotation, molecular function: protein binding.